Molecule: messenger RNA, 2235 nt
Organism: Aureobasidium vineae
Lineage: Eukaryota; Fungi; Ascomycota; Dothideomycetes; Dothideales; Saccotheciaceae
Source: the annotation of a GenBank genome assembly
AUGGACGUCCCUCAAUCAGCACAUGGGGUCCGACAGCACCGUCCUCACCGCCGCACUCUACUGACUCUGCGUACCAUUCGCUCCCUCUUCCAACGCGUCCAACAGAGCGUCCGCUCACGUCUGCACCUCCCUCUUCAAACCACAGGGAACAUCGAGGACAGUUUCCAAGACACCAUCACUGGCGCUGUUCCAGUUCUCUCUGGUGAUUCAAGACACAGUCCUCCAGACAUCCCGGUACAGCAGCCCUUUGCCAUCGGCACCUUUAUCAUGUCGUCUUUCAGAAGCACAAGGCGUGCAGCCGGACAAGGGCGUCGACUCGACGAGAGUCCUCUGGAACACGCCGUUCGCAGAUCUCGUCGUGUGGCUGGAGAGUCUCCAGAGUCAGGCCCCUACCGUCCCCCACCUCGUCGUCCACCACGCCAAGAAGCAGCAUACCGAGAUCUUGCUCAACCUGAGACAGCUUCUCACCCUCCGCCGCCAUCGUCGACUUUCACUUUCUCUCGACCUGAUCCACCCGUGCCCUCGCCCGGCUUCAGUCCUACCACACUCUCGUCUACACACGUGCUGCCUAAUCCAACCCAAGCUCCACGCGUCCACCCACCUUUGCCAUCAUCCAUGACUAACCCCAUCAACCCAAGUCUCGCUCUUUUGCCGGGCCGUUCAAGCCUGCCAGCUCCUGCCAAACUUGACAAGCCUACUCCACUCAAAGCCGAAGACAUCAAAAGAGAAUGUGAUAUAUGCUGCGAAGCGAGUAGAGCUCCAGUGCUGCAGCCAUGUCGCCUCUGCACUUCCGCAUACUGCGGAGACUGUAUUAGAAGCAUGUUCUUGGAAGCUACCCGCGACUCAACUUCGAUGCCACCCAGAUGCUGCACCAUCUUGUCGACCAUCGUCGCUCUCGACUUUCUUUCCACCACCGAAGCUGACGAGUAUCGUCUCAAGUUUGAGGAGUGGGUCUCGACCAANAAGACUUACUGUCCCAUUCCUCAAUGCUCCCGCUUCAUCCCUGAUCGUGCAGUCCUACCGCCUCCUUCUACCGAUUCGAUCGAUCUCUGGGGUCUCUUGAAACAGGAGCUCUCCGCUAUCAUGACAAAGCUCCAACAACAAGACUGUGCUCGAUACCUCCUGAAUGCUACAUCUCCCGAAGAUCAUGGGAUCCAAAAUUGGAAGUGCCCUGGAAAAAUGGUCUGGCUUGAGGACAUUUCUGCAAAACUUCCACGCUACUCCAACAUGGUUGAGUUUGACUCUGACCUCAAACGACUAUUCUCCUAUGGCCGCUCCAUGCCCCAACCAGCCUCCGCUAGUGCCGAUGUUUUAAGGAGACAUUUGUGGAAGGAGAUUGGUAAAGUCAAAGUCCGAGUCAGCAGCAAGUUUACCAAACUGCCUGCUUCUGCCUGCUUCUCUUGUCCAGGUUGUCACAUCGGAAUCUGUCCCAUCUGUAAACAAGUCGCCCAUUUCGGACAACCUUGCGAUACCGCUGCCCAAGAUCAUGAGCUUGCAAUGCUCGAGACAUAUGGCUACAAGAAAUGCCCUCGUUGUGGCCACGGUGUGAAGAGGAUGUUCGGCUGUCGCCACAUGCAGUGCCGCUGUGGCGCUCAUUGGUGUUGGGGUUGUCUCCGUACAUUUGAUGAGUGUGGAUGUGAUUCGGGCGAUUCCGACAGCGAAGAUGAGGGUUACAGCGACGAGGAAACUGAUCCUCACAUUCCUCCAACUAGUGCCUUUCUUCAAGGAACUCACAACGGCGGGCAGAAUGCCACAGCUACAGUUCCGUCUCCAGGAAAUGCUUCUGCUCCAGGAAGGGUCGUCACUCCAGCAAACCAAUCCACAAACGCUUCAGCAGAUGCAGUCCGUCCUGAGUUCACUAUUGAGCCGCCAAUCAACCUUGAUGCUGGUGGUCGUCGAGUUUGGGAAACCACAGGCGCUUUCUUCGGCGAGGAACCCGAAGAUGGUUAUCAUGUGUCGAUCUGGUCAUGCGCUCAUGUCUUCAGACCUGCUCAACUCCCAGAGGAAGCAUUCAAGCGGGGUGUACCACUUAGUACAGAGUGCUUCCGCUGCUUCUUCAGGACUUAUGCGACUGUGCAAAGAUCAGAUUCUGACUCAUCUUCAGGAAGCCAGGGCGCUGGAGUGAACAACCACAAGCACGCUGCAGAAGAAGAUGUGGCAUGGCGUUGUGGCAUUUGCGAAAUGUCACUGUGUGGUGUUUGCAAGAACGAGGUGAUAAGCGAGCGAGGUUUAUGA